Ectocarpus siliculosus is the source of this 1867-nucleotide messenger RNA. NCBI's taxonomy places the organism in Eukaryota, Phaeophyceae, Ectocarpales, Ectocarpaceae. The record is from the annotation of a GenBank genome assembly.
AUGAUGCCUCGUAGGGCUUCCGGGAGCUCCGUUGGCGUCCCACCGCGCAGCAACGAUGACGGGUACGGCGAUGACGACGUACCCUCUGGGGCCAUGCGCAGGCCUCCUCCGCCCAAUAGUGCAUCUCAUGGCGUGCCGCUUCCCGGGCGCGCGGCCGCCUGGACGGAUGACGCGGAGUACACAAUGCCGCCGCCAAUAUCUAUCAAGGGAGAGGACUUCGAGAAAGAAGUUGUCAAAGCAGCGGCGCUUCUUGUGGCGGAACGAGAGAUGGCUCGAGAAGAGGCGCGGAAGCAGGGCAAGCAAGACUGGUCAGGCGUCGAUCCCACCCCGGGGCACGAAGGCCCAAGAAAGAGCAAGAAGGCGCGCAGCGGCGGCCGUUCCAUGGGAGAAGAGACCGACGAGCGCAAGAAGCGAGAACCAAGCAGUCGAAAGGACGAAAAUGAUGGCGACCAUCGGCCAAGGAGCAAGAAGACGCGCCGCGACAGCAGCGGUGACAGGCAUGGCUCCGUCGGGAAGCGCGCAGACGAGCGCAAGGGCAAGACGAGGACUCGAGAAGAAAGCAAAGGAGGGCCGCAGGGUGAUGAUCGAGACAGGAAGCGUGAGGAUAGCAGCAGAAGAUCGCACAAGGAUAAACAGAGAGACUCGCGAAGCGGCAGCCGCACCCGCCGCAGCAGCAGCAGAGCGAGGGACAACGACCUUGAUUCAUCGAAGUCCUUACCCAAGCAGGGCUCCUCUACUUGGGAUCGCAAGGACUUCAACAGCAGUCCUUGGGAAAACCAGCACCAAGCGACGGGUGGUUUCUACGUGCACGUUGGGGGGCUAUCAUUCUCAACGACAUUUACCACGCUCGCCAAGCGUUUUGCGGCCUUCGGCGAUGUCAACGGAUUCAAGGUGAUUUUCAACAAAGUCAGCUGCAGCGCGGAAGAAACAAGCAAACGGAAAGGCUCCAAAGAGGAGGUGACCAAGGCCGCUGUGGUCACAGCAAGCUCCGGCUUCGCCUUCAUCAGCUUCGACAACGAACGGGGCAUGGAGAAGGCGGUCGAGUGCAUGGAUGGCCAGAAGUUAGAUGGAAAUAUUCUCAAGGUGACCCGCGGCGGGCGCUUGCAAGGAAGGCCGCACAGUGGUGGGAGAGCUUUCCGUGCACAGGCGGAACCAACGCCUCCGAACCAGGGCCCGCCCCGUCGAUGGCAGGAAUCCAAGGGAAAUCACAACAAACACGAGCAUGACCAGGAAUACCAUCCAAACCAGGGACGUCACGCUAACCCCAGACCGGAGCCGCAGGGAAGCUACACUAAACCCAGGCCGGAACAGCAGGGAUACCACACUAAACCCAGACCGGAGCAGCAGGGAUACAACACUAGACCCAAACCGGAGCAGCAGGGAUACAACACUAUGCCGAGACCAGAACAGCGGGGAUACUACACAAAGCCCAAGCUGCAGCAGGAGGGAUACCACACCAAACCCCGGCACGGGAGAGGAGACAGCCGCUCCGUAGAGCUCAUUGAGGCGAUCAAGGAAUCCGGUGGUGGUAGUGGCCGCGGUAAACUUGCCGAUGACAAAGAUCGCGGCGCCACCGACGAUCCCCUCGGUGCCCUCCGCUGUCCUCGGCCUUCUGCCACUUCGCGGAAGGAGGCGAGUGCCUCGGUUAAGCCGGCGGAGGUCAACGGCCGCGUUAAAAUUGGAUACGGCGGGAAAUCGACCAGCCGCGACGCCACUGGUAGUAACGGCGACAGCAGCUUCAGGAAAGUCGUAGAAACGAGGGAAAAUGCCCGGCCAUCCAACACCAGCAGCUCUGACACGCGGCGAAUCACCGACCGCCUAGGUUCGAAGACAUCAUUUGGACGUUCGUAGAUCCACAUCGCGUACC